Messenger RNA from Cyprinus carpio (common carp), 5018 nucleotides. RefSeq names its product arf-GAP with SH3 domain, ANK repeat and PH domain-containing protein 1-like. The record is from RefSeq and is a predicted model, not a curated record. NCBI's taxonomy places the organism in Eukaryota, Metazoa, Chordata, Actinopteri, Cypriniformes, Cyprinidae. The transcript has 29 exons. Gene Ontology annotation, molecular function: protein binding; GTPase activator activity. Bases 594 to 3755 code for a protein of 1053 amino acids. Gene Ontology annotation, biological process: positive regulation of GTPase activity. Gene Ontology annotation, cellular component: cytoplasm.
UAGUGAGAAUAGAGGCAUGCGCAGAGGGGUGGUUGGGUGAAUGUAGAGCAGAGCGCGCGAGUGAGUGUGCGCACGGAUGUCACACUCCGCUUUGCGCAUUUCACACUGUUUGAGUGCAGGCUGAGAACGGACGCUUGAUAAACAGCGGAGAAUAAAUGCAUGCACAGACAUCAGUGCACUAGAAUAUCAUUCGCUAAGACACUAGCAGAGUGUUGUUCGUAAACAUCACGCGGGGGGAACUGUAUGUGGACAUUAUUUCACGGCGCGUGCUGCUGGAAUCGCAACUGAACAACUCUGGUCAACUCUGAGCGUCACGUUCGAAAGGGCGAGGGGUGAAACAGCUUGCUAUCCCAGUCCCCGAUAGAACGAUUGAACAAAAAAAAAAAAUAGUUUUCUGAAGGCAGAAUUGCAUAGCGCUUGUUAGUAACGUUAGUUUGUUUUGCGCGUGCUGCUGCUGCAGCAGCAGGCAUCUCGCACACCGUUAGAUCAACAUCUCUACGGCCUCGGAAGUUAAUUUGUUUUUCUCUUUUUAAUGUUUUUGAUCGCGUGAACACACAAUUCUAUCUAUUCCCUGGACGUACCCACGCUUUAGGAUGCCAGAUCAAAUAUCGGUGUCGGAGUUUCUGUCGGAAACAACAGAGGAUUACAACUCUCCCACUACAUCCAGCUUCAUCACCCGCCUGCAGAGCUGCAGGAAUACAGUCAGUGUGUUAGAGGAGGCUUUGGAUCAGGACAGAACUUCAUUGCAGAAGGUCAAGAAGUCAGUGAAAGCCAUUUAUAACUCCGGCCAAGAUCAUAUUCAAAAUGAGGAGACGUACGCCCAGGCUUUGGAUAAGUUUGGCAGUAACUUCAUUAGUUGGGAUAAUCCAGAUCUGGGCACGGCCUUCGUUAAGUUCUCCACUCUGACCAAAGAGCUCUCCGCCCUCCUCAAGAACAUGCUCCAGAGUCUGAGCCAUAAUGUGAUCUUCACACUGGACUCACUGUUGAAAGGCGACCUGAAAGGCGUGAAGGGGGACCUGAAAAAACCCUUUGACAAGGCCUGGAAGGACUACGAAACCAAGUUUACAAAGAUCGAGAAGGAAAAACGUGAGCAUGCCAAGCAGCACGGGAUGAUUCGAACAGAGAUCACUGGUGCUGAGAUCGCUGAGGAGAUGGAGAAAGAACGGAGGCUCUUCCAACUACAGAUGUGUGAGUACCUGAUCAAAGUGAAUGAAAUAAAGACAAAAAAAGGGGUUGACCUCCUUCAGAACUUGAUCAAGUAUUACCAUGCGCAGUGCAACUUUUUUCAAGAUGGAUUGAAGACGGCAGAUAAGCUUAAGCAGUAUAUCGAGAAAUUAGCAGCUGAUCUUUACAAUAUAAAACAAACACAAGAUGAAGAGAAAAAGCAGCUCACUGCAUUAAGGGAUCUCAUUAAAUCCUAUCUACAGCUGGACCAAAAGGAGUCUAGAAGAGACUCUCAGAGUAAACAGGGUGGCUAUAGUAUGCACCAGCUGCAGGGAAACAAAGAGUUUGGCAGUGAGAAGAAAGGCUAUCUGUUGAAGAAAAGUGAUGGGUUGAGGAAGGUGUGGCAGAGGAGGAAGUGUUCAGUUAAAGGAGGAAUUCUCACCAUCUCUCAUGCCACUUCAAACAGGCAGCCUGUCAAACUCAACCUGCUCACAUGUCAGGUCAAGCCCAGCACUGAGGACAGGAAGUGCUUCGAUCUCAUUUCCCAUAACCGUACAUAUCAUUUCCAGGCUGAAGAUGAGCAGGAAUUUAUGAUAUGGAUCUCAGUGUUAACUAACAGUAAGGAGGAAGCACUUAACAUGGCCUUCAGAGGAGAGCAGGGUGGAGGAGAUGAUGGGCUGGAAGAUCUCACUAAAGCCAUAAUAGAUGAUGUGCUGCGCAUGCCCGGAAAUGAAGUGUGCUGUGAUUGUGGGGCUCCAGAUCCCAAAUGGUUGUCAACUAACCUCGGAAUCCUGACAUGCAUCGAAUGUUCAGGUCAGUCAGGAAUUCACCUGGGGAGGAAUGGGCUGGAAACCUCUGAACUGUUGCUGGCCAAGAAUGUGGGAAACAGUAGUUUUAAUGAAAUAAUGGAGGCAAAUCUUCCUUGCCCCUCUCCCAAGCCCACUCCUGCUAGUGACAUGACUGUUCGUAAGGAGUUUAUCAAUGCUAAGUAUGUAGAUCAUAAGUUUGCAAGAAAAAGCUGCAGCUCAGCAGCAGCCAAGAUGAGUGAACUGUUUGAAGCCAUCAGGUCACAUGACCUGCUAGCUCUCAUCCAGGUGUAUGCUGAGGGAGUAGAGCUUAUGGAACCACUACCUGAAGGAGGACAGGAAGGAGGAGAGACUGCAUUGCACUAUGCUGUGAGGACAGGUGACCACACCUCACUGCACCUGGUUGACUUCCUCGUCCAGAACAGUGGGAAUCUGGAUAAACAGACGGAGAGGGGAAACACGGCCCUGCACUACUGUUGCCAGUAUGAGAAACAAGAAUGCCUCAAACUACUGCUGAGAGGCAAACCAGCUACUGAUAUCACCAAUCAGAAUGGAGAAACAGCUCUGGAUGUGGCCAGGCGGUUGAAGAUCAUUCAGUGUGAGGAAGCGCUGGUACAAGCCACUGCAGGAAAAUUUAAUCUUAAAGUCCAUGUGGAAUAUGAAUGGAAUCUCAGGCUAGAGGAGCUUGAUGAGAGUGACGAUGAUCUGGAUGACAAACCCAGUCCCAUUAAAAAGGUUCGUUCUCCCCGGCCCCAGAGUUUCUGUCACUCAUACAGUCUGUCUCCUCAUGACAAGCUCCCUCUGCCUGGUUUCACUGGCCAGCGUGAUAAGCAGCGCCUUUCAUACACUGCACUCUCCAAUCAGAUGUACAGCGUUUCUACUGACUGCACGUCCUCUCUGGUCUCAGAUGCUCCACCUCUGCCCCCUAGGAAUGCAGGCAAAGGAAGUGAUUCAACGCCACCUCCUGUCAACAAGAUGUACCCUCAAAACAGAUUUGAGGGUAUCCCACAACAGCAAAGUCUCAACACCACAAAGUCCACACUUGGUCCACGGGUCCUUCCCAAACUACCUCAAAAGGUUUCCCUGCGUAAGAUAGAUACCAUCCAUCAUCCAUCUAUGGACAAAACCAACCAGCCUCCUGAGCCUGUCCUGUUCCAGAAGGUUCUGCAGAGUUCAGACACCCCACCGAAAGUUCCGUUAGCCGAUAGGCCUCAACCUGGAGAUAUAGCUCCCAAACCACAGCCUUCAGAAUUACCCCCUAAACCAGGAGAACUGCCUCCAAAGCCUCAGCUAUCUGACCUUCCCCCUAAACCCCAGCUAGGUGAUCUACCCCCUAAACCUCAGCUGAAAGAUCUCCCGCCCAAACCUCAACUGACAGACAUAUCCCCACCCAAACCUUUAACCGCUGAGGUCCUCCACAAACCUCCUCCUGGUGAAAUGACUCCCAAGCCCCAGCCACCAGAUACUCCAGCAAUCAUCCAACAAGCUGAACUGACUCCUCAACCUGUCCAGUCUAGUGAAGACACCAAUGGAAGCCCAACAUCUGCAGAAGAGACUCCUGUACCGUUGCCCAGGAAAAUAAAUCCGAUAAAGAGUAAAAUGCGGAGGGUGAAGACUAUCUACGAUUGUCAGGCAGAUAAUGAUGAUGAGCUUACUUUUGUUGAGGGUGAGGUCAUUGUAGUAAUGGGGGAAGAAGAUCAGGAGUGGUGGAUCGGGCACAUCGAAGGGCAGCCAGAGAGGAAAGGUGUAUUUCCCAUGUCUUUUGUUCAUAUCCUGUCUGAUUGACAGAACUUUUGGUCCUCUGCCUCCAUCUAUGGGAUGCACUUGACUUGAGAAACACAUUAUCACCUUACCAUCAUCAGAGACAGAGUCUAAAUAAAAUGUCUAACUUUACCGCUGUUACCCAUACCAUUUUUUAGAGCCUACCGCAGUGGCUAGACUGCACCCACUUAAAAGACCAGCACUUUCCCUCCACUAUUACUGAUUCUGUAUCUCUGUAUAUAAGAUUGUACAUAAAUGUGUGUGUGUGUUUCACAUAAGGAUGAGUGUGUGAUUUUGUGCAAAUAUGGAAAAUUGUGUUUGUUUGAAAAGUAAAUGUGUGAACUUGUACUCUACCUGCCAGAAAGUUACGGCUGGGGCCAGUUUUGUUCAAAUAAGUUGAAGGCCAUCAUUGCUAUCAUCUAAAGCAGGGACAGACAGGAGUAGACUUCUCUUCCUUGUGAAUAACUGGACUCAUAAGUUUCUUGAACAUUGGUUUUCAACUGUUUUUGCCAUCACAUUUCCUAAUACACCACUAAAACAUGUCAGAGAGUGAAAUGUUAAUGUGUUUGCUGUUCCCUUUUCUUGCUACUCAGUGUAAAAAUUAUUAAACCAUGCAAUGCAUUACCUGUGUCCUUUUCACAGGUUGUUCCUAUAUGAUCCCAUAUCAGUGUGUUUUAUCUAGUCUUAUUGAAGGACAGUGCUCUGUGAUACAGUGGUGUUCCACAAACAUAAAGGUCACCUUAAUCAUCUUGAAUAGUUUGAGGUCUUGGAUACUUGAAAUACUUUUGAAAUAUGGAAGUUGUUUACUUGGUUCAUAGAGGUUAUAUUUUCAAGUGAUAGACAUGUACUGUAUUACAACUGGAACCUUUGCUUUGUCCAUACUGCCAGUAACCCCAUGUUAGAUCUCAAAAGUUUCAUUAGCCUUUCAAAUUCCAGGUGAAGGAUUAUGACUAUAGUUUCCAGGGUGAGAUUUGGUCAGUCUUGCAUUCAUCCAAUCAAAGGUUGGAUCAUGUCAGCAUAGAGAUUCCUUUUGGUAGAUUGGAUCCCCAAAAAUUUAAAGGAGCAUGGUAUGAAGUCUAGUUCAAAAGGAAGCACGAUUGAAGUUUGAAUAAUUAUCCUCAUUGGUCAUUAACCCUAUUUGUUGCAUUUACCCAGUAUUCAGCAUUGAGGUUUUAGGUCAGAUGUGCUACAGGUUUCUUUUUGGCUGCAUAUUCUGAGGACAGUGUCCACUGUCUGAACAUGUUCCUUAUUUACCAUUCCAUUAUCAAUAAAAUGAUUAUGUUAAGA